Messenger RNA from Zea mays, 1755 nucleotides. RefSeq lists its product as uncharacterized. The record is from RefSeq and is a predicted model, not a curated record. The transcript has a single exon. The coding region runs from base 754 to 1320 and encodes 188 amino acids. NCBI's taxonomy places the organism in Eukaryota, Viridiplantae, Streptophyta, Magnoliopsida, Poales, Poaceae.
GUCUGCUAUAUUCAUAAUAAAACGGACAGGUAUUUACAAUAUAUGUAGCAAUCCGCAAUCUAAAUAACAAAUUUAGACGCCUAACACAAGUUAGAACAGAAAUUACAUAUAAAAACUGAGUUUUGUACUAAAUUUCAGAAUUAAAAUGAUAAAAUGGGCCUUUUCUGGUCCAUGGAAGCAGCCCAGGCGGCCAACCAGGCGGACCAGGCAGCAGACUGGUGGCUAGCACACUGGCCCAGCCAGGCAGCCCACUAGGGAGCCACACGCCUAUUCUAUAUGGGGUGGCUAGGGUUUCAAAAGGAAACCCUAACCACCUAGACCCUGCAGCCGACGUCGCCGCCGUGUGGUCUGCGCCUCCACGGUCUGCGCCACCAAGCUCCUGAUCCGCUGGGCUGACGCCGCCGCACAGGCUGUCUGCUUCACGAGCAGGAGUCUUCCGCCAGCCGGCCACCUCAUUCCGCACGCCAGGAGGUCACGUAAGGAGCAGGCUUGGGAGCCACGCCUGGCGCCAUUCUCCGAGCCAAGCGUGCCCACGCCGGGAUCCAGCCCUCGCCUGGCCAUCCUCUCCUCGGACGGUCGCGCCUGGGCUUCCUCGCCGAGCGCCCCCACGCCGGGCCACCUCGGGCACCGGAGCGCCACUACCAAGGGCCGACCGAACCAGCACCGGGGGCGAGCCAUAGUCUGGUGCCAAGCACCCGCGCCGGCCGAGCGCGCUCACCGAGGAGCCGCCGGGUGGGCUUCUUGCAUCGCGCCAUGGCUGCCAUGCCGCGGUCGGCGUCCGUGCCCGAGACAGCAGUCGGUGCCAUAGCCACCUGCCAUGGUCCAGUCCUGCGCCGCACCAAGCGCCAUGGGCCGACUGGAUCUUGCCCACACCGGAGAUGCUCCAAGUGGCGCCCGCGCAGGGGCUGUAUCCCUGCUCCCCCACCCCUCCCCCCAACCGGCCGUCGUGGCGGCAACCACCACCAGCCGGACAGAGGGCCAUUAGGCCCUCCCAUUUGGGGAGGAAGAUGGGGCCACCCCGUUUGGGCGGUGGCCAGUGAAGAUGAUGCGGUCGCGCGUGGCAUCAACGGCGCGAGGAGCUGUCCACGACGGGCAGCGAUGGUCCCAACGACCACCAAAGUAGGCGGAGAUGGGGAACGACAAGCAACUGUCGUUGUAGUGGGUCGAGGAGGCGGUGGUACCACUAGAUCGACGUCCAUGGGUGCGGAUGUAGAUGACCCCGCGUCACCCACCGGCACCGGUGGUGACGGGGACACAGUGGGGAGGCCGCACUCCACCACCGACAGUGGAACCACCACUGUCCAUCCAUGGAGAACAUAGAAGUGCACGUUUUGCACUUGCACACGGCGUUCAGGGAUGGCAUGCACUGGUGGAAGUGUUGUGUCUUGCCCAGCAGCAAACGCCUCCAACCUCGCAUCAUCAACAAUGUGCAGAACUUUGUGCAUACGACGUAUGCGCAUGGAAAUGGUUUGCUUCAUACCUUGCUGUUGAUUUGCAUAUCACUAUUGUUGUUUUUGUCAAGAAUAGCAAGUGUUCUUCCUUCUUCCUCUGAUCUUUCUUGGGACAGUGUUGAUAACGUAUUAAGAGUUGAGUGCUCAAUAGUAGAAUCAGUGGAGAGGGAGAGACAAAUGAUAGGACUGUUAUCUUGUUUAUUGCAGAGAUCCUCUUUAUAUACAUAUGUACAAAAGGGUCUCCAAGGGGUGUGACCCUUGGAUAAUAACUAUAACAAAUGGAUGGUUGGAUGGGCCUUGAUCA